Messenger RNA from Odobenus rosmarus divergens (Pacific walrus), 2384 nucleotides. RefSeq names its product lin-7 homolog C (C. elegans) (gene LIN7C). Gene Ontology annotation, molecular function: L27 domain binding. Gene Ontology annotation, biological process: maintenance of epithelial cell apical/basal polarity; neurotransmitter secretion; protein localization to basolateral plasma membrane. The coding region runs from base 20 to 613 and encodes 197 amino acids. Gene Ontology annotation, cellular component: MPP7-DLG1-LIN7 complex; synapse; basolateral plasma membrane. Lineage: Eukaryota; Metazoa; Chordata; Mammalia; Carnivora; Odobenidae. The transcript is spliced from 5 exons. The record is from RefSeq and is a predicted model, not a curated record.
CUGCAGGCAAAGGGAGAAGAUGGCGGCGCUGGGAGAACCUGUGCGGCUGGAGAGGGAUAUUUGUAGAGCAAUUGAGUUGUUGGAAAAACUGCAAAGGAGUGGAGAGGUACCACCACAGAAGCUUCAGGCUUUACAAAGAGUCCUUCAAAGUGAAUUCUGCAAUGCUGUAAGAGAGGUAUAUGAACAUGUCUACGAGACUGUGGACAUCAGUAGCAGUCCUGAAGUGAGAGCUAAUGCAACUGCAAAGGCUACUGUGGCUGCAUUUGCUGCCAGCGAAGGACAUUCUCAUCCUCGAGUUGUUGAGCUACCAAAAACAGAAGAAGGCCUUGGAUUCAAUAUUAUGGGAGGCAAAGAACAAAAUUCUCCGAUCUAUAUAUCUCGAAUAAUUCCAGGUGGAAUUGCUGAUAGACAUGGGGGCCUCAAGCGAGGAGAUCAACUCCUUUCUGUUAAUGGAGUGAGCGUUGAAGGAGAACAUCAUGAAAAAGCUGUAGAACUGCUGAAAGCAGCUCAGGGAAAGGUUAAAUUAGUAGUACGAUACACACCCAAGGUCCUAGAAGAAAUGGAGUCACGCUUUGAAAAAAUGAGAUCAGCGAAACGCAGGCAACAGACCUAAUGCAAUUCAAAACUUUAUAUUCCAUUUUGCUUUUAGCUAGGAAAGUUUUACUUGUGACCUACUGAUGGCCGCAAUGCCAGUGAUUGUAAAAAAGAAACAGAAACUUCCCGUGAAAUCCUCCUUGCCAUUUUAUAAACACCUACUUUAACAUUGUUUAUGGUUCCAGAGAUGCAUACACUUUUUUCUGACAAGAAAAAGUGAAAGGUGAUGGGGGCAAUUCUGUCCUGCUGUUUUUACAGGCCUUUUUCAAAUGCAGAUUUUGUCAUAAAGUUGUUAUAGAUUUUUAAAAAUGCUUUUUUAAUAUUAAAAUGUACUUUUACAUUCUUAAUCUUUUUUUAGAAAAAAAAAGUUUUCUUCAUUUGGCUGCUUAUUUAAAAAUAACAGUUCUCCAAUUCUUUUAUUGCUUACUCUAUUUUUUUUAACUUGUAAAAUUUCUUUACGGUUUCCAAGAAAUUAAACGUUAACAGUCUCAGCUACAGCAGUUCAUUACACUAUCAAUGUUAACACCACUGCUGCAUUUUGUACUUUGAACACAUGCAUAAUAUAUAUAAUCAGUGGUAAAUCAUAACGCAGCAGAGUGGAAGUUUUUUACUUUUAUUUAAACAUGUAUAAUGAAUAUUCAUUUGUACUGAUUUAUAAAAGUUUUUAAACACUGAAACAAUCAUUGCUAAAAUAUAUAUUCUUUCAUAAUUGAGCAGUGAGGCAAGAGGAUGUAAUUUGGUUGUUGGCAUUACUGAUUAUAUCUAUAUUCAACAAUAUAUCAUAAAUUACAAAUGCAAAAACAGGUUCAGGUUUCAUCUUUUGCAAAUUUUUUUAAUGCUGUUCAUUUUUAUUUAAAUAUAGUUCAUAUAUUUUGGUUUUUCCAUUCCUAGAGAUGAGCCAAUUAGUUUGUGCUGGUAAAUAGCAGAAGCAAAGACAAAAAGGUAAUACUUUUAACCUCACUAGUCUCAAGAGUGACACACUCUUAACUAGCUCAACUUAAAAUAAUUGAUUUUAAAUAGGAAGAAGAUAGAAGGAUAUACUUAAGAUACAUAGAAAUUACGAGGUGAUAUAGUCAUAAGAAUCUGCAGACUCUUAAGUCAAAAUGAGUAGGAACUCAUUCAUACUGAGAUGGUUGAAUUUAGAGAUUUGAUCUUUGAUUCAAAUGAUGGGAAUUCUGAGAGAUACUUUCAUUUGUCCACUGGAUGUCACUCUUUUACUGAAAGGCAGCUAGUAGUGUAGGACUGUGACUGAGGUCUUCUUUCAAGAUGGAAAUUGAGAGCUGAAGUUCAUUUUCAGUCACAACUUACAGGAAAAUUUGUACGGAUUUUAAGAAUUUUAAGUGACAGAUGCUAAAAAGAAGAUAAUGGGUUGAAAUGUAUAAGGAAUUUAUCCUAAUUACUGACCCUGUGUACAAAGUGGGCAUUUUGUAACAUUCCUUCAGGAAGAAUAGAAAUGUAUACCUUUUUCUGCAUGUUUGUGAGCACUGUGAGUCUUACAAGAUUAUUCCAGUUUUCAAUGAUUUUCAGAAUUAAAGUCAAUCAGCAUUGUUAUUUAUCAUUUAGGUAUUGAACACUGGAUUGCAUGGUUGAAUGUGUCUUUAGUCCACUAUAAAACGUGCUUGUAUUGAUAGGAUCAUGUUGUUAAAUUGUGUAUUUUCAAAAUUAAUUGAUGUUUUUAAAAUGUUGAGACCAAAGUAGUGUAGAAGAAUUAUGGACUUAAUUUAAUUGUAAAAUUAUUAGAGGUAUUUGUUGUAGAGCUUUACAUAUUAAAGAGAGCUAUUGGUGCAUAU